Medicago truncatula (barrel medic) is the source of this 1081-nucleotide messenger RNA. Its product is annotated as probable CCR4-associated factor 1 homolog 11. The record is from RefSeq and is a predicted model, not a curated record. NCBI's taxonomy places the organism in Eukaryota, Viridiplantae, Streptophyta, Magnoliopsida, Fabales, Fabaceae. The transcript has a single exon. The coding region runs from base 100 to 918 and encodes 272 amino acids. Gene Ontology annotation, cellular component: CCR4-NOT complex. Gene Ontology annotation, molecular function: poly(A)-specific ribonuclease activity; nucleic acid binding.
UUCUCUUCUCAUAAUCAUACACAAACUUGAUUUCCAGAGCCUUCUUUCUUUAUACUUCUUUGUCUUCAAAAUUAAGACUUGAAUCGAGAUCAAUUUAAAAUGAACCAGCUGAAGGAAAAGCCAAUCAUCAUCCGUCAAGUUUGGGCAUCCAAUUUAGAGGUUGAAUUUGAUCUCAUCCGUCAAGUUGUCAAUCAAUAUCCUUUCAUCUCCAUGGAUACCGAAUUUCCCGGCGUAAUUUAUUCACCCAAAGUUGACCGCUGUAAUCUUAAACCCUCUGACCACUAUCGUUACUUGAAGGUCAAUGUUGAUGCUCUUAAACUCAUCCAAGUUGGUAUCACCCUAUCUAAUGGUAACGGCAACCUUCCUCAUUUUGGUACAAAUAACCGCUACAUAUGGGAGUUCAACUUUUGCGAUUUUGAUUUUGAGCAUGACCUUUACAAUCAAGACUCAAUUGACAUGCUCUGCCGCCAAGGGAUUGACUUCAAGCGCAAUUUCUCUCAUGGUGUGAAUUCGUCACGUUUUGCUGAAUUCAUGCUCACUUCUGGACUUGUCUUCAACAAAUCAGUUGUUUGGGUCACGUUUCACAGCGCUUAUGAUUUUGGGUAUUUAGUGAAGAUCUUGACUCGAAGGAAUCUGCCGAACCGUUUAGAGGACUUUUUAAAUAUUUUAACAAUAUUAUUUGGAAAAAAUGUUUAUGAUAUGAAACACAUGAUGAGGUUCUGCAACGCUUUGUAUGGUGGUCUCGAGCGAGUCGCUAGUACACUUAAUGUGUGUCGAGCUGUUGGAAAGUCGCAUCAAGCUGGAUCAGAUAGUUUGUUGACAUGGCAUGCAUUUAAGAAAAUGAUGGAUACUCAUUUCUUGAAUAAUGAGGCUCAAAAACACGCUGGGGUACUAUUUGGAUUAGAAAUUGCGACUUAGUAGUGAAUUGUAUACAAGAAAGCUGUAACAAAAUUUUUUAUAUUAUACAUUCUUUGAUUAUUUACAUGUUUUUAAGAAUUAUUCUCAUCAUCAAAACACACUUUUAUGUACAAACAAGGUUUCACUUUUUAAUCUCAAUCAUUACAAGUUCAUGGUGAACCCA